AUGCGCUUGCUUAUUUUAUUUAUUUGUUACGGAUUUUCUGGUUGCAUCUUUCAACCACCUUCCCGCCAUUUUUCUAACUAUCCAUCUUCACUCUUCCACUCUCUUUGUCUCUAUCCGUUUAUAUAUUUCAUCUCGCUCUUGAGUACUUGCUUUUUCUUUUAUAUUUCUGCUCUCUCUCUCUCACUCGCACACACACAUACUCUCUCUCUCUCUCUCUCUCUCUCUCUCUCUCUCUCUCUCGCUUUAAUUACAUUAAGUUUAUCUUUCCCAUUUUUCUUUUUAUUGCCCUUUUUCCAUAUUUAUGUUUCUCUCUCUUUUUUUCUAUUUCUUUCUUUCUUUCUGUUUUCUUCGUUCAUUUAUUCUCUUUUAGACAUCGUUUUCUUUAGCGGUCUUAUUUCUUACUAUUUCCUCAUAUCUUAUACUUUAUUCACUAAAUCCUUUUCCGUUUUCUUCUCCCAGACGCUUUCCUUUGGUUACAUAUUAUUGUUCCGUUUUAAUAAUCUCGGAUUUUCUCUGGUUCUCUCUCGUUCAUUUUCUUUUGUUCUUAUGCAUUUUUGCUCUUCUUUUCUUCUUUUCUUCUCCUCUUUCCUUAUACAUUUCUUUCUUUUGCUCUUCGUCUCACUUUCUAAAGCUAUCAUCUCUCGUCUUUCAUUUAUCUCUUUUUUAUAUUUGAUAUUUUUUGUCUUUGUUUUGACAUCUGUAUCUUUCUCUCUUUCUCUUUCUACAUUGAUCCCUUUUCUCUCGUUCCUUAUAGAUAUUAACUUUUUACUCUCUUUCACUCAUAACGGCAUCUACAUUGGUACGACUGGAUUGCAACACAGCCAAAACAUUCCUCUCUCACUUCUCUCUUUCCCUCUACUAACUUCCUUUUCCCCCCUAUUACUCUCCCAUUCACGAUUUUCUAUGCCUUUCAUUCUCACUCCCACUUUCAAUUCAACUUUUUACAUCAAUUUUUCUCUUGAUACACCUUCCUCUCUUUCUUUCUCUCCAUUUUUCUUCUCUUUAUUUCCUGCUUUUAUUCAUUUUCUUUCUGCUUCUUACCUGUGA
This is a messenger RNA of Acanthosepion pharaonis, 1047 nucleotides long. NCBI's taxonomy places the organism in Eukaryota, Metazoa, Mollusca, Cephalopoda, Sepiida, Sepiidae. The record is from the annotation of a GenBank genome assembly.